Molecule: messenger RNA, 2141 nt
Organism: Salarias fasciatus (jewelled blenny)
Lineage: Eukaryota; Metazoa; Chordata; Actinopteri; Blenniiformes; Blenniidae
Product: transforming growth factor beta receptor type 3-like
Biological process (GO): epithelial to mesenchymal transition; cell migration; transforming growth factor beta receptor signaling pathway
Molecular function (GO): glycosaminoglycan binding; type II transforming growth factor beta receptor binding; transforming growth factor beta binding
Source: RefSeq, a predicted model, not a curated record
UCAGUCAAAAGGCAGUCAGACAGGGGUGAGAUCUGGAAAAGCCCCGCAGACAGCGUCUCUGUCCCGCUGUCCGUCCCCCUGCCCGGUCCGGGUGGAACUUCCAGCGGAGCCGCGUCCUCAGUCCUCCCCGGGACGCUUCGGAACCGGAGACUCUCACGCUGGAGCUUGAAAGGGAUUCCCAGUAGACCCGUGAAAAAGGAGGGAAACCUUUUGGGAAAGUACGGGUUCACCUUCCCUCGCCGUCCUGGACGCUGCUGGAUUCCACCAUGGCUGUCGGAUCCUGCGUCCCUCUGCUGCUUUCUGCAGCAGUUUGCCUGGCCUAUGCAGGACCUUUGCUUCGCAGCCCGUGCGAGCUGCUGCCGUCGGGCUCGGGACACCCGGUGCAGGCCGUCCUGCGGAGCUUCGCCACCCUGGCGGGCUGCGCCAGCAGGGCCACGGUCGGCCAGCCGCAGGAGGUCCACGUGGUCAACCUGAGGGGCCGCGCUCCAGAGGGGCCGGACAGCAGUCCCGCCAAGGUGGAGCUCCACCUGAAGCCCAUCCAGUCCAUGCUGUACCACCAGAAGCCCCUGGCCUUCGUGCUCAGCUCCCCCCAGCCGCUCAUCUGGAAUGUCCAGUCGGAGAACCUGGCGCUUCACAUCAAACAUACCUUUCAUGUGAGUGCCGAGGGCUCGCAGGUCUACUUCAAGCCGGAGAACCGUUCCCUCUCCGCCGUCAUCCAGAAGGAGGUGCUCCCCCACGGCAGCGAGCACCUCCUCGCUGGGCCCAGAAGAAGUACGGCGCCGUCACCUCCUUCCCCCGAGCUCAGAAUGACUCAGGCCAUCUAUCAAGUGGGAGAAGAUCCGGAUUUCUCUGAAACGUGCAAGAUUGACAGCAAGUUCCUGUCCUUGAACUACCUGGGCAGCUAUGAGGAGCCGCAGCCGUCCAGGGGCUGCGUCCUGUCCCCGCCCGGCAGGAACCGGGAGGUCCACAUCCUCGAGCUGCAGGCGCCCAACUCCACAGGUGGACUCGUCGUGGACCUGCAGCCUCUGAGGGAGGACGUCCCCGUGUUUCGACACGUCGUCCUGCUGCUCAAGUGCGCCAAGUCCGUCAACUGGGUCGUCAAAACCCACGGCGCCGUCGGGAAGCUGGGAGUCGUGACCUCUGACACCGUAGCGUUAACUCACAUGUGUGGAGUCGCCGGAGAGCGAACUCCUUCCGGAACUCUCCAUCCUGCGGGACUCGGGCGGCUCCCGGCCGCCGUGUGGACGGCGCGCGGGGCGCCGCGCUGCGAGGGACAGAUGGUGGUCAGCGUGGACAGAGACAGCCUGCAGGCGAAUGGAUUCACUCAUGCUAACCUCACGCUCCAAGACCCACAAUGCAAAGCGGUGGUCAAUGCCACCCACUACACGCUGGAGACUCCUCUGACUGGCUGUCAGACCACCAUAUAUCCGAUGCAGGACAGCCCGAUGGCCCUCCACAUUAACUCUGUCUUUAUCAGUCACAGUGAGACUAAGGAUGGCAGUGGCGGGCCGCUGGACGACGAGGACCUGGAGUCUGGAGACGUGCUGAACGCCAAGGGUCCAGAGGAGCUCGAGAGAAUGUUUCUAGAGCGCCAGCAGCCGUCCAUCAUAUCGGUAAGACCCUGGACUCGUCGUUCAAACUGCACGUACAGAAAGCGUCAGGAAGUCGCCGACACGGUGCCGAGGAUUGUGCCGGGACGGCCCGGCCCGCGGCCGGCCGGCGAGCCGGCGUUCGGCAUGGAGCUGUUCAGCACGCCGCAGUUCGCCGGCCCGUCUCGACAGGCCUUCUUCACCGUCUCGCAGAACCAGCCGGUGUUCGUGGAGAUCACUUCUUCUGCGUCCGAUCCCGAGCUGGGCUUCACCAUCGUAGAAUGCUCGAUCUCGCCCAGCGCCAGCCCCAGCGCCACCCUGGACCACGUGCUCAUCAACACGGUGUGCCCAGACGACUCCGUGGUGCUGUACCCUCAGAGGGACGGCCCCGCGGCCCACGCCGGGGCAGAAAAGAGGCGCUUCCGCUUCACCUUCAACUCCAUCAACAUGUCGACUCUCUUCCUGCACUGUGAGAUGUCUCUGUGCUCAAAGAGACUUCACAGCAACCCAAAACCUGCCGCCGGUAAGCCGCCGUCUGCUUUCCAGCACUGA